Panicum virgatum (switchgrass) is the source of this 1373-nucleotide messenger RNA. RefSeq names its product zinc finger BED domain-containing protein RICESLEEPER 1-like. The record is from RefSeq and is a predicted model, not a curated record. NCBI's taxonomy places the organism in Eukaryota, Viridiplantae, Streptophyta, Magnoliopsida, Poales, Poaceae. The coding region runs from base 184 to 1083 and encodes 299 amino acids. Gene Ontology annotation, molecular function: DNA binding. The transcript has 2 exons.
CUCGUUCUAAUAAGUGAGCACAUCCGUCGACCGCGUUGUGGCAUUGAGACGCGCUCGGAGAGCUUGCUUCCUUCUCCUGGCCGCUUCAUCCGCUGAGAGCUGGGGUGCUCAACUUAGUAUUCCUUGGCUUGGUCCUGUUCAUUCUUCCUCGGAAUCCAAGGACGAGUGCAAGGGAAAGCAAAGAUGGAACCGCGGUCCCCUGUGUGGGAGCACUUCACCCAUGUCGAAGAUGAGCGUGGUAAGCUCGUCGAAGCGGAGUGCAAGCAUUGCAGUAAGAGGUUCGUCACAGAACAUGGCACGGCAAGCAUGCGGAAGCACGUCGGCAGCACUACAUGCAAGGGACGGGUCGGGCAGCCGCAGCCGCAGCCGCAGACUCAACUGCUGCUGUCAGGCCCCGGCGAGUCAUCUUGUCGUGAGCCUGCUGUGGGCCUGGAGCUGGAGGACGAAGAAGCCAGCAGAGACCUGGCUCGGAUGAUCGCGCUUCAUGGCUACGAUCCUUCGGUCGUGGAGGACGACUACUUCAGGAGCUUCGUGCGCCGCCUCAACCCUCAGUUCAAGCUGCCCUCGCGCGAUGCCAUUGAGGAGAUAUGCCCUGAUAUCUUUCGGAGACACUGGGGGGGUAUGUUGGACUCCUGUCUAUACGCUCCUGGGAGGCUCAGUCUAGCAGUGGGUAUAGCUAAAACCAAGGAGGCAGGGCAAGUCCUUUAUACAACGUGCCAAUUCAUUGACGACGAAUGGAAUCUUCACAAGGUGGUCGUGGGUGCUCGUGUGAUUUUACCUCAAGAUGAUGAUCACAACCAUGUCUCUUCAUUGUUUGAUAUACCUGUCGUUUCUCAUGAUAAUGUGGUUGAUCGUGUUAUGUCUGAUCUUUGUGAGACAUAUGAUGAGGAGUUCAAAUGUACCCUGUUCAUGAUGGCAAGGGGAAUGACUAGCGACAUUAUCGACUACGGUGAACUGAAGGAUCGCAUAGAUAAAAUAUUUGGAUCUGAUUCUUCCCCUUCAAAGAACAGAGUGGUAAUCUGUAUACCACCUACAUGGACCAUGUUCUUCACUCCAUUGCUCGAUGCCUUCUUCCAGAUCUAGAUUUCCAAAAAGACAUCUUCUCCGGCGUGCGUUAUUGUUAUCUAAAUGGCACUUUUCAAGUACGUCGCGAAUUUGCACAACACGGCAUAGACGACCCGUGGGAGUACGACGAACUCUGGUAUUGGUGCUAUUGUCGUUUGGAAAUAGUUAACUAUUAUAUUCCAGAGACAGGAUCAAAAGAACUGCUGCACUGCCUAUGGAAUCAGAUACACCGUGCCAUUAAAAGAGUUUCGAACUCCAGCCAUCCAACUUCAAAUCUUUGUCUUGAACAGUUUUUCAAGGUCAGAAUU